Leopardus geoffroyi (Geoffroy's cat) is the source of this 1850-nucleotide messenger RNA. It is a transcript of the gene CSF2RA, whose product is annotated as colony stimulating factor 2 receptor subunit alpha. Gene Ontology annotation, cellular component: external side of plasma membrane; membrane. Gene Ontology annotation, molecular function: protein binding; cytokine receptor activity. The transcript has 13 exons. The coding region runs from base 295 to 1728 and encodes 477 amino acids. The record is from RefSeq and is a predicted model, not a curated record. NCBI's taxonomy places the organism in Eukaryota, Metazoa, Chordata, Mammalia, Carnivora, Felidae. Gene Ontology annotation, biological process: cytokine-mediated signaling pathway; immunoglobulin mediated immune response.
CUCACUUUCUGACACGGCCCGGAGCCGCCUGACACAGCGGCCAGAUGGCAGAGCGCUGGGAAACAGAGAGAGAAAGCAGGUGGCCAGCGCAGAGGCUGGAGCCCUGGGGGAAAGAUAAACUCAAGGAAGCACGAGAUCCUACCCCCCUGCCCCGCCGGACGGCAUUUUCCCAUCCGGUGGAGUGAGGCCGGUAGGAGCUGCCCCCCCCCAGGACGGGCGUGAGCAGGGAAACCAGGACCCCUGUGGGAGGCGCCCACGCUCACCAUACCAGGCGCCUGAGACAUCACGGCACCAAUGACUUCACGCUUCCCCGCAACGUCCUCCUCGGGGACUGUCGGCAUCCUCGGCCGAGAGCCGCACAACGUGACUAACCAUCUAGUCAAAAGAGCAACCCUCCCGUGGGUGCCCUGCCCGCCACCCUUGGGGCUUCCUCGUCCUCCCAGCCGCCCCCUGGGACCCUUGGCCACGACCAUCCUGUUUUGCAUGCUGCUGGACCCAGCGUUACCCCUGACUCAGGAGCACCAGGAUGUUCCAACCACGGAAUGGGUCCCCAGUCUAAAUAUGAAGUUUGACCGAAGGACAAUGGAACUGAGUUGGGACUGCAAAGAAAACACUACCUACCUCGAAUGUGUGAUGAUCCACAAGGAGAAAGGAGAGAUCAGAAAAAAGCCCAAGAACAAAGACUGUCACUGCAACUUUUCCCAUGAUUCUCUCCAUGGGGGAGUCACGUUCGUGGUUAAAGUAAAUAGCACCCAAGGACCGAUUCCAGAAAAACUGGUCUACGCUAACCCAGGUGGCGAGGGCACCGCUGCCCAAAACUUCUCCUGCUUUAUCUACAACGUGAACUUCAUGAACUGCACUUGGGCGAAAGGUCGGGCUGCGCCUGAUGACGUCCAAUAUUUCUUGUACAUACAAGACUUUAAGGAAAAAAGGGAAAGAGAGUGUCCUCAUUACGUGACGGACUCAGGAACCCACGUCGGAUGUCACCUGCACGAUCUGUCGGGAUUAACGUUCCGCAAUUACUUCCUGGUGAACGGUACCAGCCAAGAGACGGUGGUCCAGUUUUUUGAUACGAUUUUGUCCUUGAAAAAAAUAGAAAUAUACAGCCCGCCCAACAACGUCAGCGUCGACUGCAACCCGUCCCACUGCCAGAUCCUCUGGGACCCGCCCAGGACCCGACACCCCUCCUCCGCCUGGGACUUCAACUACCAGCUGCGCAUCCAGAAACAGAACAACAAGGAACACGCUGGAAAUCAACUGCCCUUCUUUGCUGAACACAGGAGACCCUGCCUUGAAACUUUUCUCUUCUGUCCAAAGAUCGACGUGACUGGCAAAUCGGAAAAUAAAUACAACUUCCCGAGUCCAGAGCCCAGACCCAAGCACACUGUGACGAUACGGGCGUCAGACGCACGGGGACAGCAUUGGAGCGCCUGGAGCCAGCCCGUGGAGUUCGGCUCCACACAAGCCACCGCCAGCUUUGUUCACGUCUACGUGCUUGUGGUCCUGGGGACCUUCGUCUGUGCCCUGAUUCUCAGCUGCCUUGUGAAAAGGUUGUUUGCAUCAGAGACCUUAUUCCCGCGGAUUCCGCACAUCAAGGAUAAAUGGAGUGAGAACGUUCACACUGACCACCAGAUCAUCUGGGAGAAAUCCACCCCGGAUACAGGAAAGAUCGACCAUGAAGAGAUCCUAACCGUGGAGGAAGUCACCGUCGCCCCGGAGAGUGUGUGAACCACAAAGAUGCUUCCAGCCCCGGAACGUUCUGGAAGCCGUUUUGUCUUUUCAUUGUUUGAACACUUAUUUAUACAGCGCUGUAUUUUUUUACUUUAAAACAACGUGGUCUUUUGCAAGGA